UUGAGCGAUCACGCACCAAAGGUGAAGGUCGAAAUAAUCCAUGCUCGCUUGUAUUAAGAAGUUUACAAUCCAAGGUGUCGUUCACAAUGAAUUAUCUUCCAGGAACUGCAAGUUUAAUUCAGGAGAUAGAUAAGAAGCUUCUGGUGGUAUUACGAGAUGGGAGAACUUUGAUAGGGUUUCUGCGGAGCAUUGAUCAAUUUGCAAACCUCGUCCUGCACCGAACAAUCGAGAGAAUUCAUGUGGGAAAGAAGUUUGGCGACAUUCCAAGAGGCAUCUUCAUCGUAAGAGGGGAGAAUGUCGUGCUAUGUGGGGAAAUUGACCUGGAGAAUGAGAACAACCUACCCCUGGAGCAGGUGUCAAUAGAUGAAAUCCUUGAGAUGCAGAGAGAAGAACAGCUGCAGAAGCAGCAAGAGGAGGAGAAGAAGAAGAAGGCGCUGAUGGAAAGAGGUCUGCAACCCAACGACCAUUCCGUUAUGGACGAGUUCUUCUGAGGAGUCCAGGUUGAGAUGAAACAUUGACAGAAGCUGGAACGAGCUGUAUGGGGACAGAGAGAGUCUUUGUUAUUGCUUUGGGAAUGGUAAAUAAGUUGUAUUUAUACUCACAUCCCAGUGGUGAAAUGUUUCUUGUAUACCACACAAAGUUGAUUGAUGAAGGCAUAUUGUAUUGGGCAUAUGCACCCCGAGAUUGCAAUGUUUGGCUGUAGUGAGUGUUUAGAACAUAAUUUGAGUAACCAGAAUAUUCUCACAAGCUGGUUUCGAUAACCAUUCAUGCUGCAUUUAAUUAUUUGUUAUGCAUUUUGUUCUUUUUUAUGUUACAUGGCGGUGGGGUAGCCUAGUGGUUAAAUCGUCUGCUUGUCUGGUUGAAGAACCGGGUUCGAUUCCCCACAUGGGUACAAUGUGUGAAGUCCUUUUCUGGUGUCCCCUGCCAUCAUGUUGCUGGAAUAUUGCUAAAAGUGGCAUAAAACUAACUCACUCACUGGCUCACAUUUUGCAUGUUGGAUGGAGGUGAGUGUUGAAGCAGGAAAGUUUAAGAAUAUUCGUCAGUGUUUAGAGAUUAGUCAUUAUGAUCAAAGAACACAAAAUCAAGUUAAGGUUGUAAAUCCUUUUAUCAGGGUAUCAGAGGAAGGUGUGAUUGAGGCCAGCAAAUCCUAUGUUCUGCUUGAUUAGAACUUCACUUCAUUUUGUUCAAUUAUUUUAAAUGAUAAUUUUGAUAAAAAUUUCUAUUUGAACUGGAAUAAUUGUACAAGUCACCAUUGGUUGAUGUCAGCCUCUAAGAUGCCUUUGUGUUUUGUAUCCAGUGAUGCAGGUAUGAUGUACUUGUCUCACCGUGAAGACUUCAAAAUUGCAAUGCUCAGUGUAAACAUAUUGCAGUGAUGUGGAACAUAUUAUCAGCAACAGAUUCAGACUGUACUUGAGUUUGUGUGUACAUUAUCAGGAUCAUCUCACACAACGAGAAAAAGCAAGUCACUUGAUUUCAUUUAUUAAUUCUCUCAUAUUUACAAGAUAUUUUUGUGUAUGUUUAUUUUAGUUGAGUGUCUCUGUGUUAGCAAUUAUAAUUAUAAUAAUAAUUAAUUACAGAUCAAAACUGUUUUCCAAAACUGCUUGGCAGGUCAAAAUGUUAUCAGUAGAUUAAGUAUCUGGUUGUGUAUUCAUGUUGAAAAUGGCUCCCUCUCAAAGCAGAACCAAAAGAUACAUGUUAGGAAAUUUAGAGUUUGUGCCAAACUUACUCUGCGACAUCAGUAGGCAUAUUGUAUUGCAGAGUACCAGAAUGUUGAAAGGGGACAUGAAGCCUGACAUCCAAGAUGCCACAAUUGGAUGUGCAGAGUUAUAUCCCUUACAGGGCCAGGAUUCUGUGAUUGUCGGUCAGAAUCUCUGAAUUUUGCACAAUAUCCAUGAUAGUGGAUUUCAUGAAAGAAAUUUAUGUCUACAACCCAUCACUUGUGGAUUUCCUUCAGCAUUACAUAGACACAACUGAAAUUACCAUGCUGUAACUGAAAUUUUGUUCAUAGCAGUGUAAAAGAAAAGAAAGAAUUUUUUUAUUCCAAAUGACUGUAUUGACAACUGUGUUAAAACCAUGAAAUAAGCUCUGCAUAGAAUGAACGACUUCAUAUUUACAAGAAGUGUAGUUUAGCUAAUGAACAAGAUGAAUGUUAUAAGUACUAAUCUGUUACAAAUAUCAAAUCAGUUUCCAUUGGCACAGGGGGCAUUGGUGGCAAAGUCCACUAAGGUGCUAUUAUUUGCUGUACAGAGUUGUGCCCCUUUGGCACGUGAGAACACCCCAUUGUCGUGGGCUCGGAUACUGUUUUGCCCCAAUUUUAUGUUUCUGGGAUCGUCGGCAUCCUACCCCAGCUCAGGGGUUUCACCAAAGUGGUAGUGUCUAACAACUUCAUCACUUUGGGCUCUCUUCCCACAUCAAGAAGAGCUUGGUAUUUAUAACAGUCAUUCAUUCACUCUCCCAAGCGCUUUGAAACAGAACAACAAAAUUUCUCAUGCAGGAUGUUUUCUAAUGGUUAAGUUUAUACCAUGUUGUUCCAUUGUAAGUGUACAAGAUGUAUACGUAUUGAUGCAUGUUUUUCUUACCCCAUUUUGGCAGUAUAAGUUUUGAGCCAUGAUUUUGUUAUUUUGAAUGCUAGAAAAUACAUAUUGACUAUUGUGCCAUAUUAGGCAGGGCCGCUCUUGAUCACCGAAGAAGCGUUAGAUAGCUUGGGGUCAGAGCGACCUGAAGAUCAAACAUCAGUGACAUUCAACAUUGUCUUAUGAUAAAGAACUGUCACUUUUGAUCUUUCUUUACUUUCAAGUAUAUCUCAUUAGUUAUUGGUUACUCUUCACAUCGAUUUUUAUUGAAUUUGAGCACGUUUUGUUGAUAAUUUGAUUAAAUAGCUUUGCAGGAAAAUUGCAA
Molecule: messenger RNA, 2898 nt
Organism: Haliotis rubra (blacklip abalone)
Lineage: Eukaryota; Metazoa; Mollusca; Gastropoda; Lepetellida; Haliotidae
Product: U6 snRNA-associated Sm-like protein LSm1
Exons: 4
Coding region: 87-491 (134 amino acids)
Biological process (GO): deadenylation-dependent decapping of nuclear-transcribed mRNA
Cellular component (GO): P-body; Lsm1-7-Pat1 complex
Molecular function (GO): RNA cap binding
Source: RefSeq, a predicted model, not a curated record